UGUGGUUAAUAAAAAGCGGGAGUGGGAGACGGAGCGGGAAAUUGGAAGGAGACACGUAGUGGGAAACGGGACGGGACACAUUGCGAAAAACAUGGUGGCACAAUAUGUAGGAAACGGUACGGAAUAUCUAAAUUACAUAGCAGGAAGUGGGAUUGGACAAGUUUGCGGGACGAGACACGUACGGGAAACUGGAAAUUGAACUAAAGAUGAGGAAAAAUGCGAAUUUAAAUCAUAUAUGUUACCAGUCUUACAGAGUACGCGAUAAAGAAAUUACUGAGAUUUUGCUAUGAAAUUCACGCGGGCGAAGCCGCGAGCAAAAGCUAGUUAAUAAUAUAAAUGCGAGAAAGUAUUGUUGUUACCUCUCAUCUGAGAUUUAUUCUCUCUAUCUGUUUAACCAAUCUUCUUGAGAUCUUGCAUAGGUACAUGUAGUUUGAAAUACAGAGAAAGACAUAGAGUACCUCCUUUAAUCCCGGAAAAAUAAAUGUUCCCGUGGGAAAUUCACGCGAACAAAGCCGCGGGCAAUAGCUAGUAUUGUAUAUUUUACACUUCUGUAAACUUUUGUAUAGGGGAUCAUCUGAUUUCUAAGAAUAAUUAAAUAAUUAACCUAAUAUAGUUAUUCUGCCUAAGAGUCAGUGCACAAAAAUAAUUUAUUUUAGUUAACACAUACAAGGGAAUCAACCAUAUGAUAGAAAGACUAGCGGAACGGGCUGGGUGACCUAGUGUAAGCGGGUGCGGGGCGGCUAAGUUGAAAGCGACAUCGUGCAUAAUCACAGUAGCAGGGAAGGUGGUCUAGCAGUCACGGUCGCGCUGCAGGUACAGUGCGCGCGCACCUCGCCAUGCGCACACGCUCGUCAUAUGGCGCGGCGUCUGGCGCUGCUGGUGCUGGCCUGCGCGGCGGCUAUGCAACGCCCGCAUUACUCCGACGCCUCUUCCGACUCGGCAUCAUAUGAUUCAUUCUCGAUAUUUGACGAUUACGACGAAUCAUUCGAACCCGUCCCGAAACCGCGUCCGUCGACAGCAAGUCCCAAAGUGAUAUUAAAAGGCCCAAGCGCAAAACUGAAUGCGUCGUUAAAUGAUUCUAAUAAUAAACAAAAAUUCGUUAAGACUACUAAUAUCAAAAUUGAGAGCCAUACAAACUUUAUAGUGACCAAAAAGCCUGUGCAUAAACCUAGUGUAGAAAAUAAAGUAACCCGCCCUGUUGUGCAGUUGGGAGAUCAGUAUAUUUUGCUGGAUGUGGAGGAUGAGGUAAUUACGGCAAGUAAAAAGCCGACAACCCGGCGUCCGACUAGCGCACAGUGGCCGAGUCCGACAAGACGGCCAAGUUCGUCAAGACGCCCGAAUCCGACAAGAAGGCCGAGUUCGACUCGGAGACCGAUCCCAUCGCGAAGGCCGACGAAGUCGACAACGAAGCGCCGCCCGCCCGCAACUUCGCCCCGCCCAAUCCGUACCACAUAUAAAAUAACCAAACCAACACCGACAAAGAAAACGUCUUGCCCUCCAAAAAAGACAGGAUGGCUGUCAACAUUUUUCAAAGAUAAUCAAAACCAAAAGAAAACUGCUCCAAAGAAACCUUCAAAAUCAGGUUGGUUCUUAGGUAUUUUUUCAAGAAUAUAUAAAUGGAUAUCUAGUUCAAUUUUUGGCGGCAACUGGUUCGAUGAAUCUAAGGAAAAGUCUACUACCAUUGGGCCUACAACCCCGACCCCAGUUACGACCACCAGCAAGAACUGGUACCAGGCUUUACUUGACGAUGAAGACAACGACGGAGAUCGUGUUACCGAAGCCAAUAUUAAAAAAAAGAUUUCAUCAAAGAAGUCAGAAAAGCGUCAUUAUAAAGGAUUUAAACUACUACGAGCAUAUCUUGACGUAAAGAAGAAAGUGAACGAUAUGCUAGAUCUGAAGGAAGAAGGUCAAGGCUCUGGGUUGAUGUGGUGUACCCCACCGUCUCUCAAUAGCUCCACGGAUCUCCUAGUACCACCAGAUCUUAUGGCUGAUGUCAAAGAUUACCUCCAAAACGCAAAUAUUGAUUACGAGAUUGUUAUUUGGGAUUUACAAAAAGCUAUAGCUUAUGAAAAUCCGUCGUUGUCGUUAAAACAGCGCCGCGCUUUGGAACAGUUGAAUGGUCAUCCGAUGACGUGGCGGAGGUAUCAUCGGUAUGCCGACAUCCUGCGCUACUUGGAAUAUCUGCAACAUUCUUAUACCGAUAUGGUGGAGCUGAUCCCGCUUGGUCGGUCAUCAGAAGGACUUCCUUUAGUUGCAGUAAAGGUAUCUGUACCCGUAAACGAGACUCAAAAAAAUGUGAGUAGUAAAGAGAAGAAGAAGUGGAAGCUUCGUUCGCGCAUGAAGCCUGCGGUGUGGGUGGACGGAGGCGCGCAUGCGCGGGAGUGGAUUGCUCCGGCCGUUGCUACAUGGAUGUUGCGCGCGCUUGUCGAAGGAGAUAAAGGAUUAGGUGCCGAUUUCAAAUUACUAGAACAAGCAGAUUUUUAUAUAAUGCCAGUGAUGAACCCCGACGGCUACGAACACUCGCACACCCACGAUAGGCUUUGGAAAAAAACACGAUCCCGACAACCUGAACAAUCUGACGACUACUUUGUCGCCUGGUUUCAAUGGUGGAAGAGUAACGAAUGCGUGGGCGUAGACGCGGACCGCAACUGGGAUUACAACUGGGGCAAGCAGGACUCUUCGCAGGACCCCUGCGAUGAGAACUACUCCGGCUCGCACCCGUUCAGCGAGCCUGAGACGCGGGCCGUCGCGGACUUCCUCACUGAGCACCGGAGACAAAUAAAGGUGUACAUAUCUCUGCAUGCGUAUACGCAAGCUUGGAUAGUGCCGAGUUCGGAGACUCAUUCGUCGGUCGAUGGGGAGCUGAUGGAAAUGGGAGAAUUGGCCACUGCGGCACUUGCUGAUGCCUACAGCACUAAAUAUCAGGUUGGCACUGUGGCUCAGAUACGACAACCAGCUUCAGGGAUGUCUCACGACUGGGCCAAAACGCGAGCAGGCAUUCCUUUCUCGUAUCAUGUGGAUCUUAGAGAUUCCUUUGGACCAUACGGAUUUUUGCUGCCUGGUGCGAAAAUAGUUUCUACUGCUCAUGAGACGUGGAUGGCUGUCAAAGCUAUAGUAGAUAACUUAAAUCCUCCUUAAGUAUUAUAAGCAGAAAAAAUACCUACUUAGGUAGCUAGUUGCAAAUUGUAGUAUACUGUAGGUAUAUUGAAUAAAUGCAUGUCUGUUCUAGACAUAAAAUGUGAAUGUAAUGGUUAGAUUUUUAGCUUAUU
Messenger RNA from Plodia interpunctella (Indianmeal moth), 3269 nucleotides. Its product is annotated as carboxypeptidase B-like. The transcript is spliced from 9 exons. Gene Ontology annotation, molecular function: metallocarboxypeptidase activity; zinc ion binding. The record is from RefSeq and is a predicted model, not a curated record. The coding region runs from base 856 to 3138 and encodes 760 amino acids. NCBI's taxonomy places the organism in Eukaryota, Metazoa, Arthropoda, Insecta, Lepidoptera, Pyralidae. Gene Ontology annotation, biological process: proteolysis.